Molecule: messenger RNA, 786 nt
Organism: Helobdella robusta
Lineage: Eukaryota; Metazoa; Annelida; Clitellata; Rhynchobdellida; Glossiphoniidae
Exons: 7
Biological process (GO): mRNA stabilization
Molecular function (GO): RNA cap binding
Source: RefSeq, a predicted model, not a curated record
AUUGCUCGAUCGUUGCCGACAGAAAUCCCCAUACUUCCUGUUCCUGGCAACCCACCGAGGACACCAAAGACACCAAAGAGAGUGAACAAUGAUGAUCCGAGGUUCUAUCCCGUUGUGAAAGAAGCUGUCAAAGCUGAUCUACAGACACCGAGGAAGAAGAAGACCCGCCACAGUGAGAACCCACCCGUCGAGGGCCACGUCGGAUGGGUCGUCGACUACAAACUCAAGAAUGAAAGGAGUCAUACAGUUUCAGAAAGCUUGUCAGUGGCGAGUGUAACGUUGGAACACCCAUCCCACGAGCUACUGAAGGACAACAACUUCAUCUGGCACAAGUACAAUUCUUACCGAGCCAACUGCCUCAAGGAUCGUCGGAAAGUUGGGAUCGGGCAGUCCACAGAAAUGAACACUCUUUUCAGGUUUUGGUCAUUUUUUCUUCGUCACCACUUUCACCAAAAGAUGUACGAGGAGUUCAGGCAACUUGCCAUUGAGGAUGCCAAUGAAGGGUUCAGAUAUGGCUUGGAAUGUCUCUUUCGGUUCUAUAGUUAUGGUUUGGAGAAAAGAUUUCGACCUGACUUGUUUGAGCACUUCCAAGAGGAGACAAUCAGCGAUUAUCAAAAUGGCCAGUUAUAUGGCCUGGAGAAGUUCUGGGCUUUCCUCAAAUAUUCAAGGAAGCAUGUGCUGGUCGAUGGCAGGUUGAAGGGUUGGCUCAGCAAGUAUCAGAGACUGGAGGAUUUCAGAGUUGAGGUGCUUUCUUCAUCUUUCUUCCUUCACUCAUUCUCUAAUUAA